AUGGCUAUCAUUACUCGACUAGUUUCUACAGCAGUAGUCCUUCUCGCGGCACUCACUGCUUCUGUUUUGUCGCACCCAGAGCCGCGAGCACCAUCCGGCGCCUCUUCCAAAUACUUCAGAGAGCCAGGGGGCUCUCUGGCGCGAAUGCAUUACGACCUCCGUUACUUUAAGGAAGAAGUCGCCUACAAUGAACGGUCAACAAUACUGCGCAGCCUCAUCCGCAGCUAUCUCGAAACUAUGCAGGCCAAAGGUGUCGAGACGUGGCUUGCACAUGGUACGUUGCUCGGCUGGUGGUGGAAUGCGCAAGUCAUGCCCUGGGAUUACGAUCUCGAUGUGCAAGUCUCCAUCGAGACAAUGGAAUGGCUAGCAGCGAAUCUCAACGGCACCGAGUACACACAUGCGCCAAACCAAGAAAUGGAAAUGCCGCCCAUCGACGCCUCGCACAAUCGCACUUACCUACUCGACAUCAACCCGCACUACAUAGACUUGACCUCUGGUGGUGGCCACAAUAUAAUCGACGGUCGCUGGAUCGAUAUGGACAGUGGAAUGUUUGUGGACAUCACUGUUCUUCGAGAGCACCCUUUUCAACAGGGACCUGGCGUGUGGUCGUGCAAGAACGGCCACCAAUAUACAGCGCAGGAUCUAUGGCCCUUGCGCGUGACGGAAUUUGUAGGAACGCAUGCGCGGAUCCCGCAUAAUGUUGAGCAAAUCCUGAGUAAAGAAUACUCGCUGAGCUCACUCGAAAAGGAAACACACGAGUAUCAUCACUGGAACCACGAUUUGAAACAAUGGGUAAUGGAUGACCCUGAGCAGCGCGGUCGCGCAAAGUAUGCGGGCGCAUUGCACAAAAAGCAACAGCUUGAGAACCAAGGACGCCUCUGA
This is a messenger RNA of Akanthomyces muscarius, 882 nucleotides long. RefSeq lists its product as uncharacterized. The record is from RefSeq and is a predicted model, not a curated record. Lineage: Eukaryota; Fungi; Ascomycota; Sordariomycetes; Hypocreales; Cordycipitaceae. The transcript is spliced from 2 exons. The coding region runs from base 1 to 882 and encodes 293 amino acids.